GUAUCCAUGUUCCGUCUAUGCUGUCAGACAGCCUCCCGGUUCGACGAAAUAUCAACGAGGACACAAAAUCUGGUGAUAUUCUAGCACUCAUAGCAACCGAAUGGGUUGACGCAAGAUAUAUAGUAAAGCUGAGAGGAGAAAUGAACUCUCAAUACAUAGGAGACGGUCAGAAAUCGUAAUACCGUGUGCUAAAAAUAGGCAAAAUGGCGACCAACCUUCUGCAAACAAGUGAAAUUCGCGAACGGGAAAAUGACGUGAACAGUGUGAAAGAAGGGUCCGAAGAUGAGUGUGACGAUGAUGGGAAACAGAAAAAUAGACCCCCACCCAUAGAGGCCCCUUCCAACGUGAUGGGGCAUGGGCCCCGAACCCCAGGAGGGUCCAAGGAGAAGGAGAAGAAAAUUGGGCACAGAAGAGUUGACGAGACUGGUAUUGUCACCUACAAAAAGAAACCAACAUCGGAGUUGAUGGCAGCCAUACAGCUAGGUAUUGGUGCCAGCGUUGGAGGGCUUUCCUCGAAACCCGAGCGUGAUGUACUUAUGCAGGAUUUCCAGGUGGUGGACAGUGUGUUCUUCCCUGCGGAAGGAAGCAACCUAACGCCCGCUCAUCACUACAGUGAUUUCAGGUUCAAAACCUACGCUCCAAUUGCAUUUAGAUACUUUCGAGAAUUAUUUGGUAUUCAACCUGAUGAUUUUCUGCUGUCGUUAUGCGAUGAACCGUUAAAAGAACUGUCUAACCCUGGUGCUAGUGGAAGUAUAUUUUACCUGACCUCGGAUGACGAGUUCAUCAUAAAAACUGUACAACACAAAGAGGCUGAUUUCUUACAGAAACUUCUACCUGGAUAUUAUAUGAAUUUAAACCAAAAUCCACGAACGCUAUUGCCCAAGUUUUAUGGCUUAUACUGUUACCAGUGUGGUGGGAAAAAUAUCCGAUUUGUGGUUAUGAACAAUUUACUACCAUCUUCUGUGAAACUUCAUGAAAAAUAUGAUCUUAAAGGAAGUACGUACAAACGUAAGGCUUCGAAACAUGAACGAGGAAAGAGCUGUCCAACACUGAAGGAUUUAGACUUCAUUGACAUUCAUCCAGAAGGAAUUCUACUCGAAAAAGACAAACAUGACGCAUUGGUGAAAACCAUGCAGAGGGACUGUCGGGUGCUAGAGAGUUUUAAGAUCAUGGAUUACAGUUUACUAUUGGGAAUAUAUAACUUAGAUCAGGCGGUACGGGAAAAGGCUAAAGAAACUGAGACAAUUAAUCAGGAAACAACAACAAAUUCCAGUGCUGGGACGUCCCAGGGCGGGGCCUCGUCCCUACCCCCAGAGGCGCUUGCGGACUCUUAUCCAGGUGCCACAACUUCUCCCCCUAAAACAGGUUCUUCGCUGGCGAGGACCAAAUCUAUGAAGACGCGAUUAGCUAAUUAUUCAACGGCCAUUGAGGCAAUUCAAGCAUCAAGAGGAUAUGAUGAUGAUGAAGACGAAGAUGAAGAUACGCCGCCUGGUGGUAUACCGGCUAAAAAUGCCAAAGGGGAACGACUCCUCAUGUACAUGGGAGUUAUAGAUGUCCUACAGAGUUACAGAUUAAAGAAGAAAUUUGAGCACACGAUGAAAUCCAUAGUGAUAGAUGGAGACACGAUAUCAGUUCAUCGCCCAAGCUACUAUUCCCAAAGAUUCCAGAACUUUUUUGAAAAACGUGUAUUUAGAAAGUUACAGACACCCUUGAAGCAUUCUCCUUCAAAAAGAAAACCAGGGGGCCCGAAGAAGUCGUCCGGUCAUUCCGAGUCUGAAGGAGUAACAGAAGUUCCACGAAGAACAGGGGUCACAGAGAGGUCACAUAGAACCAUUAGUUUUACAGAAGACAAAACACCCAUUCCAGGCACAACAGGGGGUCGGCCAGAUCUGCUGCCAGAAAAUUCCACGCCACCCCCGACAUUUGAUGAGGCGGUGGGUUCCCUGACACCCAAAAGGGGGCGUAGUGGAACAGACAUAUCUCAUUCUCCAAAGUCAGUGUCACCCUCGGGCGAGAGUCUAAGUGAGGGUAGGAGGCCUGAAGUCCAGGUGAGCGGUACAUUCCAAGUGACCUACCAGGAGUCAAGUUCCUCUUUGUCUCACACCUCCCCUGUGAUGCGAACAUCCCCUCCCCUCAGCAUCUCCGAGUCAACACCCACACAUACAGACUACACGGAAGGAACGCCGAGCUACACACCGUCUAGUCCGAGUUGUUAUAGCGAUAUAGAUCAAGCUUUCCAGGCAGAGCUAGACAAAGAUGUACAAGCAUCGCCGUUGUCGGUUUCUCCAGCGAGGUCAAAGGUCACUGUGAUCACUUCAAGCAGUACAGAGACAUCGUACACAAGUGCACUCGAAAACCCGUACAGCAGCGACAGUGAACGUGGACCAACAAACUCUGACAGUAAUUAUGGUGACAGUACGCGAACCUCACCUGACAAGGGGGGUCAAGGUCACUUCAAUAAACCACAGGUUCAAGGUCACAUAUCAACAACAGUGUCAAAUUACAAUGAUAUUCAAAACGAUUCCACGUGGAAAAGUGAAGAAGAUGAAGUGUCAAAGACUAAAGGUCAAGGGUCACAGGGGUCAGAGGAGUUGGCGGUGAAGGAAUCUGAAGUGAAAACCGUUUCUCCUGUCAGCCCCAAACAAAGAAGAGUUCACUUUCAGUCUGACGCAGCUGAAGCAUCAGAUGAAAUUAUUGCAAAACCAGACGAUCCUGGUUGGCAAGAGACGCACCUGUAGCAGAAAAAUGAAGGCACACAAAACAAACGUUCCAAGGAAGAUCUUCACAAGUGGUAACUAACUGUAACUAUGGUAACAAACUAUCAUUAAUAUCCACUGACAAUUUUUGUAUGUCGUGGUAAUAAUGGCUUUUGUGAUAACCAGACGGAAGUGAAAACAAUUUACCACAAAGACUUCUAACCAUUGGACUCCCACGGAAAAUGUUGUAACCACAGCGACAACAAACAUGACAACCUAGUGGUUUACUAUAGUAAAUGUGUCAUCUUCCUCCUAGCUGUAGACUGUGAUUCACUUUUAAGACUUUCCACCCCUAUUGUGUAGAAUAGACUCAACCAUAAUUGGGGAGGAGCCAUAAUGAUCAAUAGCAUGUUUUAUAACGAACACACGGACUCUCCCAUUAAUAGGGAUUUUAUUUUUAUUUAUGGUUGCCAUUGUGAUUCUUCUGACGACUGAUGAUUUUUGCAUUUAGCGACAAUGUCAAAUGCUCUUGGGGUCCAUUAACACGUGUCUGUAGCAAGAUUACUUUGUCUUUGUGACUAAAGGCAAGAGUGGAGAUUUGAGAUUUGAUAUAUCUAUGUUUCAAUAUAAGCUGUUUGAGGACUGUUUCUGUAUGAAUUAUUAGUAUGAAAUAUCUGCUAACGUACGCUGUGUAAAAUAAGCAAAUAAUUUGAUUGGUUCUCAUCCAGUAACCAUGAGUGUCACAUGACCUACAAAGGAUCAUUAAGGAUGUGUAUGUGCUGUAUUGUAUACACUUUAUUUGAAGACUGAGGCGUGCUACUAAAUACAUUGUUCCACAAUUGGUAUAUUUUAUAAAAUAGAAUAAACAAGUUGAUAAGAACAUAUUUACCGACACAUUUACAAAAAGGGUUUUAAGAAAUUUAGUGGAAAUGUCAAGUUGGAUGGUUGAAUGUUGCGUUUGAUACUUUAAUGUGAAAACAUUACCUCUAGAGUGAUAGAAUGCACUUCAAUCUAACUCCACUUAUUUCUAAGAUUCAUGAUUGGUCCAGUUACUCACAAAAUUGCAUAAAAUAUUAUUACGAUGAUUAAUGUGUCAAUUUUGUUUUUAAUAUGACAAUUUCUUAGACUUGAGUCAGUGACUGAAUUUGACUUUUUUCUGAAUUGAAUUUUGUCACUUAAAUAUUGUUUAUCAAAAGAAAUUUGAAAUAUUGAGAAACCUCUUCUCUAUUUCUUUUACAAUGAAAUAUAAAGCUACUCAUCUCAGCAUGGAAACAUCUUAUACUCCCUCUCCUUCAGGUGCUUCUGGUUCCACUCACUACCAAAACCUGUCUUACAAUACGGAAUCAUUCUUACAUACCAUUUUAUGUAUAUGCGAUAUUCCAUUUUAGUACAUUUAUAUUCAACUGAACGAGUAGGGCAUUGUUAUGUUUCAAAGUUUUCAUAAAAAGUCACUGAAGGUAUUGUGCGAGGAAUCAUCUCUUGACACAGAAAUCAAGAAAUAGAUGAAAGGCGAACAUCAAAGGAAUUUACAAAAAGAAAAAAAAGGAAGAAACAUGUAAGAACAUAUUGUACCAAGAAGCCAGACAAAGGAAAUUCCAACAGUCACAGAAAAGUCUAAAGCAUCAUAAGUAUAUGUGACAUUGUUCAAUGAGCAAACCAUUCUCGAGUCGCUAUGAGCUGUUUAUACCGAUGGAAUUGCUUUAGUAAACUGUUUGUGUCAAUGGCGUUGCUCUAGCAAACUGUUGAUAUUAUUGACAUUGUUCUAAACCAUUAUGUAUUUUCAUAUUUCAUAUCCUGUCGUUUGUCUUUCAUGAAUUAUUUUCUUACUAAAUUACCGAUGUCACAAUGUUGUAUGUUGUUGUGUUGUUGAGGCUCAUCAAACCAUUCAUCUAUAUUUAUGAGAUUUUGUACAUUUAAGGCGGAAUUUAAUGCACCUCAUGAGAAUAUACAAAAGAUAGACCUACCUUCUGUUUGCUAAAUUAAAAACAAAACAUACACUGUGGUCAUCUUUCUAUUUUCAUUUUUCAUUUGAUAUAGAAUUCUGGAAGAAUUGAAGUGUGUACCGACCGAUCAUUCUAGAUGUAGUAUUUAGUACAUAUCGUAUGUGUAAAACAACAGCAAAAUUUCACACGGAAUGUUUGAGAGAUACAAGGUAAUUAUGACAAAGAAUGAGUUAAAUUGUAGACAAUUCACGGUUGUCGAAUUUUCGGAGAGAUCCGGCAUAUAUACAUACACUGUAAGUAUAAGGUUGUCACGAUAUUAGAUACGUUGUUUACUUCAUGGUGACAAUCAUAUCUCUAUCUUUACAAAUCCAAACAAUCUCACAAAAGUCAUCUGGAAUACAUCGCUAUUUUUAGCUGUGUCUAUUGGUAAAUCUGAUACGUCGAGUAGGCAUGCACAGCUUCACCAGUGGUCUUUGUUAGUGUUCGGUCAAUAUAAGGAAACAGUGAUAUCAAAAUAUCAUCUUUAUCACUACUGGUAGGUUUUAUAAAUAAUAAAUGCGAUAAAGUGUGGAUAGAGAAUCACUAACAAUGAUGUGAUGAGUCUCUUGAUUUGCUGGCUGGGAUUAUGUAAUUCACACGUUAAGGUUAAUCGUAUUUCGUUAUUAAAUUGCAAUUUUGAUUUCAUUCCGAAGAACAUAUAUAAAUAAUUCAUUUGAAGGUUUUGCUUUAGACGUGUUACUAGUAUUUAAUUCUAUGCUUCAUUGCUAUUAAAUUUCUGUCUGGUAGAUUUUUCAAAAAACAAUAUGGUAUGUGAUUAGGUCUAACACCUGUUUCAUUAAGUGACAAGACGGUGAUAUGUUGAAAGAACGAGAGAACAGUAGAAUGGUAAAAAUUUAUAUAAAAAAAAGCCUAUCAAAUGACAUAUAGUGAUCUGGAACCUAUAGGUUGGUAUAAAGGACAUCCGAAAUGUAAUGCCUACGGCUUUCUGCUGCGGUGUAAAAGGAUACCAGGUUUCGAGAUGCCUAGAUGAUGAACAAGGCAGUCUAUGUUACGUUGUAUUUCUGUAAGCCUCGCUACUGUCAGAAUGAUAAUCACAUUUCUCACAAGAACAACAAGUAUAGAUUAGAUAUAUGCCACAUAGUAUGUUUCAAAUUUGAUAUAUACUACGUGGUAUGUUUCAAAUUUGAUCUGAGCAAAAGCAAAUGUUUUAAAUUGGAUUUUUGCUACAGCGUAUGUUUCAACGUGUGAUUUGUUGCCAUAGAACGAAAUUUUUCGACUUGUUUAAUUUCCCUUGGACGUGGAGCUGGAUAUCGUCCGCAGAAUUCAUUGUCAGUCUGAUAUUAGAAUUAUUUUCAGUCUUGUGUGAUUGAACUCUGUACUUGUACUAAUCAAUGAUACCUACAGUAGCAUUAUAUGUCCACACUUUUUUAUUACGUGUAUAAACAUAAUAGAUGAUAAUGAAACAUAUUUAUGAAUUAGUAGAUUUAAAAAGAUAACUAUUUUUCCAUAUGUGAUAAAAAGAACUCUCAAGUGAUUUCGAGCUACACCUAACCCUAGUUCUAUGUUGUCAUCUGACAUGAAUUAUAGUUAAGGGAUAGAUCAUAUUUUACCAUUUUUGGGACUGGUUUUAUGAAAUAUGCAUGUUAGUGGAAUUGUAGGCAAGCAAAUUGAUUUGAACGUUGUAACGAUGUGUAUGGAUGAUAUGGGUCACUCUACGAUCUGAUUAAUAUCCAGUAUUUGACCUUUCUAUCAAAGACAAAUAUUACCUUCACGUUUUCCUGGUAAUGUUUUCAAGUCCGUUAGGUUACAGCCGUACAUUACGGACUGAUCUGCACGUUGUCAGUAUAUCUGUGACAGGGUGUUGUGUCACGUGUCUAGAUACUGUAUCUCAGUGUGUUGACAGUAUACACCAAUCAUUCGUGACCAUGGCUGACGCGACGACUUGCACCUCUAAACACACAAAGACGUUAAGUAAAAAAACUUACGUAGAAUUCAGAUGAUUACUUAUGACUUUACACCAUUGACAAUUUGGACAAUUUAGUUAUCAGUCUUAAAAUUUAAUAUGAAAUUCAAUAGUUUCUUAGAAUGAUCCAAAUGCCGGAAAUUGGGCAGUUUUUGUCGAGUUUCAUUUGUUGGCGAAAUAAAUCGUCGGGAUGCAGGUUAUUAACUUAUUGGUUAAUAAAAUCAUCUUUAUCCAGUUAAAGUUUAUUAUUUCAUUGCUUCAUUGAUCACACUAAAGGUAUUUAAUUGGUGACAAUUUUCAAAAGGACGAUUUGAACCUGUUAUAAUACUGAAAAUAUUGAUUAUGUUCAUUUUAUGUUUUUAAACAAAAAAUAUGUUAUUGCAGAAGAUUAUUUUCGUGUUUGUACCUGUUUCCUGCUUUCACUUUCUCUGUUUUCGCAAUACUUAUAACCGAUUUAUCGUCACUGUAAAGGUCUAAGAAGCAUAACACUGACAUACAGGAUGCAGCAAAUUUAGAGCUUGAUAUUGAUCAUAUCGUAGAGUCCUUGUGUAAAUGAGGUUGAAUGGAAGUAGGAACUAUUUUGUAUGCACAUCAUUGAAUAUACAAUGUAGUUAACGAAUGAACUCAUGAAUAAAAUGGCUGAUUCAAGAUCAUGUAUUCAUAUUAAAUUAUGACGACAACUAUA
Messenger RNA from Pecten maximus, 7287 nucleotides. RefSeq names its product phosphatidylinositol 4-phosphate 5-kinase type-1 alpha-like. The transcript has 19 exons. Gene Ontology annotation, molecular function: phosphatidylinositol kinase activity. Bases 204 to 2738 code for a protein of 844 amino acids. The record is from RefSeq and is a predicted model, not a curated record. Gene Ontology annotation, biological process: phosphatidylinositol metabolic process. NCBI's taxonomy places the organism in Eukaryota, Metazoa, Mollusca, Bivalvia, Pectinida, Pectinidae.